AUGCCCCUCGUCACGCCCCUCACGACCUUCACGUCCGUCACAAGCGCAACUCAAGCCCGCGCCUGUAACAAAUCCAUCUACUUCUCAAAUGAAGCCGUCCAAGCCGAACGCACCGGAAACUAUGCCCUCGCUGCUGAGCUGAGGGUGGCAAGGAGAUGGUUUGUACUUACCAUAAUGUGUGUUUUUAAUGUUUGCUUUCUUUGCUUUUCCGGAAGUCUUGGUUGUGUGUGGCUGAUGGAUUUAUUUAGUGUCCAGGACAGAUGUUUGCGUUGAGCGAGUUGAAGACAUGCGGUGGUUGUGGUGCACCUAAUUAUUGCUCGGUUGAUUGCCAGAAGCGUGAUUGGAAGGAGAGACAUAAGGUUCUUUGCCGAAAGUUGAAGGAGUCUAGUAAGAAAGAUACCUAG
This is a messenger RNA of Hymenoscyphus albidus, 404 nucleotides long. The record is from the annotation of a GenBank genome assembly. Lineage: Eukaryota; Fungi; Ascomycota; Leotiomycetes; Helotiales; Helotiaceae.